AUGUCAGACAAAACACCAUUUUAUAAACCAACUAAAUUUUCCGGAGCAAUUCACGAAAACAUUGACUCCUUUAUACAAAAAUAUAACAAAGCCAGCAACAUAAAUGGAUGGUCCGUAGAACAAAAAAAAUCUUUUCUACCUAUUUAUCUUGUAAAUACGGCAUCAACUUUCUUAGAUAAUUUUGAAAAUAAUUACCCGACAAGCAACUGGGACCAAGUAGAGAGAGCCCUACGUUUAGAAUUCGAACCAACAGCUCAGAAACACAUGUUAAGAACAAUGCUCGAAAAACGAAAACAAUUACCCGAAGAAACGACCGCCUCAUAUAUAAAUGACGCGGAAAACCUAUGCAAAAGAAUAGAUCCCAAUAUGUCACAAUCAGAAAUAGCUCAUACCAUAAUGAAAGGACUUAAACCAGAAAUUGCCAGAUAUGUAGGAAUAUUAGACAAUACUAACUUAGAAGACUUAAAGAAAAACAUAAGAAAAUAUGAAUCUAUAGAAUUUAUGAUUAACGGAAAAACCACGCAAUCCAACGAUGACAUUAGGACACAAAUUACAAAAGAACACGUAAAUAUAAUAGAAGAAAAUAAAACUAAAAAGCAAAUAGACACAUUAACGAAUCAAAUAUCGAACUUAGAAACAACAAUAAAUAACUUAAAUCAACAAAUUAUUAACAAUAAUAAAAACUUCGGCAAAUCCAACAACAAUCAAUAUACAAAUCGUCCCGAAAUUAACCGUCAAUAUACGAACCGAUUACAUCAGGGUCAGGUCAACAGCAAUAAAAAUAAUUAUAUCCAAAAUUCAAAUUACGAAAAACGAGACAACCGUCCCAAUUAUAAUAAUUCCAAUAGAUACAACAGCAAUCAGGGCAAUGAUCCACAAGCACGCAACAGCUAUCACAACAGAAAACCCAACUUCACUAAUUCUGACAAAAGAAUUCAAUGCGAACAUUGUAACUAUUAUAACCACAACAGCUCAGAAUGUAAAUGGAAACUGAUCUGUACAAUAUGCGGCAAAAGGUAUCAUACAGCCGAAACAUGUUACUCAAAAAACGUAGACUCCAAAUCAAAAAACGAAUAA
Macrosiphum euphorbiae (potato aphid) is the source of this 1077-nucleotide messenger RNA. NCBI's taxonomy places the organism in Eukaryota, Metazoa, Arthropoda, Insecta, Hemiptera, Aphididae. The record is from the annotation of a GenBank genome assembly.